Morchella importuna is the source of this 1020-nucleotide messenger RNA. RefSeq lists its product as uncharacterized. Gene Ontology annotation, biological process: isoprenoid biosynthetic process. Gene Ontology annotation, molecular function: prenyltransferase activity. The coding region runs from base 1 to 1020 and encodes 339 amino acids. Lineage: Eukaryota; Fungi; Ascomycota; Pezizomycetes; Pezizales; Morchellaceae. The transcript has 5 exons. The record is from RefSeq and is a predicted model, not a curated record.
AUGCACAUGGAAUCGAAAACAGCAGAACCGAUGAACGGCCAUAGUAACGGUAACGGUAAAAGUACCUCAGAUCCUCGGAGUGCGGACAACUUAGCAGCAGCUGGGUACAAGCGGGCUUGGUCGGCGGAGAAGGAAAAAAUCCUCCUUGAACCUUAUGACCACUUGCUCAAGCACCCAGGAAAGGACAUCCGUCACCAGCUUCUGGUGGCUUUCAAUACCUGGCUUAAGGUUCCUGAUGCUUCGCUAGAGAUCAUAAGCAAAGUCGUGGCUAUGUUGCACACAGCUUCACUCUUAGUCGACGAUGUCGAGGACAGCUCGAACCUUCGUCGCGGUGUCCCCGUAGCUCAUAGUAUCUUCGGAGUAGCUCAAACAAUCAACUCUGCCAAUUACGUGUACUUUUGUGCGUUGGAUGAGCUGUCAAAGCUUAAUAACCCGAAUGUUCUCAAGAUAUUUACAGAAGAGCUCCUGAACCUUCACCGCGGACAGGGGAUGGACCUCUUUUGGAGGGAUUCGUUGACAACGCCAUCAGAGGAUGAUUACUUAGAGAUGGUCAGCAACAAAACUGGCGGCCUCUUCCGUCUUGCUGUGAAACUUAUGCAGUCUGAGAGUGCCUCUACUGAGGAUUACGUCCCUCUUGUCAAUUUGAUGGGGCUCAUCUACCAGAUUCGUGACGACUACAUAAAUCUUCAAUGCGACAAGUAUGCAAAACACAAAGGAUUUGCCGAGGACUUGACGGAAGGGAAGUUUUCGUUUCCAAUUAUCCAUGCGAUACGCACAGACGAGUCGAAUCGGCAACUCCUAAACAUUCUGAAACAACACACGAAGGACUAUGACGUCAAGUUGUACGCGGUUAAGUACAUGGAAAAGACCGGAAGCUUCGAUUAUACGCGCAAAGUGCUUUAUGGGUUGCACAAAAAAGCAAACGCGAUGCUAGAAGAACGCGGGGGUAACCCCUUACUAACAGGGAUUUUGAGCAAGAUGAUGAUUGACGAGCAAGAGCCCGUAUCACCAAUCUCUUGA